Messenger RNA from Hibiscus syriacus, 1830 nucleotides. Its product is annotated as endo-1,4-beta-xylanase 5-like. The coding region runs from base 25 to 1695 and encodes 556 amino acids. Lineage: Eukaryota; Viridiplantae; Streptophyta; Magnoliopsida; Malvales; Malvaceae. The transcript is spliced from 8 exons. Gene Ontology annotation, molecular function: hydrolase activity, hydrolyzing O-glycosyl compounds. Gene Ontology annotation, biological process: carbohydrate metabolic process. The record is from RefSeq and is a predicted model, not a curated record.
CACACAAGCUUUUAAUUAAGAAACAUGAAAGAUUUUCCUGUUUUUGGUGGCGUCUGGGCUCUCUUCUUUCUUCUUAGUUCUUGUUCCUUGGCUGCUUCAUAUGAUGGACCUUUAUAUGAUUUCACUGCUUACAGUGAGUGUAAAGCACAGCCGGAGGAGCCGCUAUACCAAGGAGGGAUUCUCAAAGAUGAGCCUCCAAUUAUGCGACCGAGCAUUAUCGGAGAAACUGCAACCGGUUUCUACACUCCAGCGUUUGUGUUGCAGAAUCUCACCAUGGGCAACGUUUACUGUUUCUCCACUUGGAUCAAAAUACAAGGUUCAAAUUCAGCUCUGAUCAGGGCAAGCUUGAAGACAGAAAACAUAACAUAUGACUGCAUAGGGACUGUUUUGGCUAAGGAAGGAUGUUGGUCUUUUCUCAAAGGCGGAUUCGAUCUCGAUUCGCCUUCGAAUUUGUCUUUAUUACUAUUCCAGAAUUCAGAUGGUAAAGACAUUGAUAUAACAGUUACUAGCUCCUCGUUGCAGCCAUUUACCGACGAGGAAUGGAGGAUCAACCAGCAAUACAUUAUAAACACUCAAAGGAAGCGUGCGGUAACGAUACAUGUCUCGGACCAGCAAGGAAAUAGGUUGCAAGGAGCAGCAUUAACUAUAGUGCAGGUCUCGAAGGAUUUUCCAUUUGGUUCUGCAAUUGCACACACCAUUCUUGGAAAUUUGCCCUAUCAGAAAUGGUUUGUUGAACGAUUUAACGCAGCAGUGUUCGAAAAUGAACUGAAAUGGUAUGCAACAGAACCUGAUCAAGGAAGAACCAACUACACCACAGCCGACCACAUGUUGGAGUUUGUUAGAGCUCACCAAAUAAUAACCAGGGGCCACAACAUAUUCUGGGAAGACCCCAAAUACACGCCGGCAUGGGUUCGGAACCUUACUGGUCCCGAGCUACAAUCCGCGGUUAACUCCAGGAUACAAGGCCUAAUGAGCAAAUACAAGGAGGAAUUCAUACACUGGGAUGUCAGCAACGAGAUGCUCCACUGGAACUUUUACGAGCAACGACUCGGACCUGAUGCAACCCUGCAUUUCUACGAGACCGCACAUCAAGCUGACCCUUUAGCAACCCUAUUCAUGAAUGAAUUCAAUGUAGUGGAAACCUGCAGCGACGUUAAAUCGACGGUCGACACUUUCAUCGAAAGGAUAAGAGAUCUCGAACGUGGUGGCAUGUACAUGGAUGGAAUCGGAUUGGAGAGUCAUUUCACCAAACCGAACCCUCCUCUAAUGCGAGCCGUGCUCGACAAACUGGCUACAUUAAGACUGCCCAUAUGGCUAACAGAGGUAGACAUCAGCAGCAGAGUUGGAAAAGAGUUGCAGGGCGUUUACCUGGAACAGGUAUUGAGAGAAGGGUUCUCACAUCCAUAUGUGAAUGGGAUAAUGCUUUGGACAGCUCUACAUCCUAAAGGGUGUUACGAAAUGUGCUUAACUGACGAAAAUUUCAAGAAUUUACCGGCUGGUGAUGUGGUUGAUAAUCUAUUGAAAGAAUGGGAAACUGGGGAGAUUAAAGGGGUGACAGAUGAGUUUGGUUCAUAUAGCUUUUAUGGAUUCCUGGGUGAAUAUAAGGUGAAUGCUGGUUAUGGAAACAGGACGGUGGAAUCUACUUUCUCACUCAGCCGUAGUGAUGAAACUAAGCACUUUAGCAUUCAUUUGUAAUCUGGGAUCAUGAUCAACUUAGUCCAGCUUUACUCCUACUUAAAGGCCCCUUUUCAUUUUUCGAGUACUCAACUAACGUUUGAAUAUAAUUUACAACCCCCAUAAUAUGACUAAACAGGCAAAAAGCCGAGCUAG